Molecule: messenger RNA, 687 nt
Organism: Ziziphus jujuba (common jujube)
Lineage: Eukaryota; Viridiplantae; Streptophyta; Magnoliopsida; Rosales; Rhamnaceae
Product: large ribosomal subunit protein eL34
Exons: 4
Coding region: 81-443 (120 amino acids)
Biological process (GO): translation; ribosome biogenesis
Cellular component (GO): cytosolic large ribosomal subunit; ribosome
Molecular function (GO): structural constituent of ribosome
Source: RefSeq, a predicted model, not a curated record
UAGAACUAGCAGCUCCCCCAUUGUGCUUCUGGUUCUGGUUAGGGUUUGGCCUCUCGCCUCAAAGAUUGAAAAUUUGCAAAAUGGUUCAGAGACUUACAUACCGUAAACGCCACAGUUAUGCCACCAAGUCCAACCAGCAUCGCGUUGUUAAAACCCCUGGUGGGAAGCUUGUCUACCAGACCACUAAGAAGAGAGCAAGUGGACCUAAGUGCCCUGUAACUGGGAAGAGAAUCCAAGGGAUUCCUCACUUGAGACCGGCUGAAUACAAGAGGUCUAGACUAUCUAGGAACAGAAGAACUGUCAACCGUGCAUAUGGUGGUGUGUUAUCUGGUGGAGCUGUUAGAGAGAGGAUUAUCCGAGCCUUUUUGGUGGAAGAACAGAAGAUUGUGAAGAAGGUUUUGAAAAUUCAGAAGGCAAAAGAAAAGCAGGCAUCGAAGAGCUAAAUGUGAUAGAGAGAAACUAAGUUGUAACAGACAGAAGCUUUCCCUUUUUGUUUUGACUGCUUAGAAGAAAUUUCAACUUUUCUUUAGGUGAUUAUGAACUGAUGAAAUCGUAUUAUCUGAGUUGUUUUAUUGUAAUUUUGAAGGAGUUUUAGUGGCAGUAUUAAGUUCUCAAUGCAUGGUUUUUAUUAUGUCACGUUUUAUUUCAUCCUAAGUUGAAUGGAUUCAAAACUCAUGUUCCGUGGUA